UGAGGAGAGGAGAGGCCUGCUGCCUCUGCUUUGCUGUUCCUCUCUUACAUAUACACUAACCCCCAAAACACACGAAAAUAUAAAGUUUUUAAUUUUUUAACUUUCUGGCAAAGUUGUCUGCUUUUGUGUUCCCACAAAAAGGAUAGAAAGUUUUAGGUUCUUGAGCUUUCUCUCUCGAGCUAAACACCCACACGAGCGCCUCGAUUCCUCAUUUCCAACUUUUUUCACAUUUAUUCUCUCUUCUCUGCUUUACUUUAAUUUCCACCGAUCCGUUUUCUCGAUUCUGACCCCCUUUUUCGCAUCGUUUUGUUAAGUUGAAGAACAUUACAAGAACUGUGUUUUGUCUGAUCUGUUAAAUUCUUUUUCCUAAGCUCUGAAAAGAAAUUCAACGCGGUUUUGAUCUGGUCAAGGUCUCGAUUGAGAUAAAAAUCAGCAGUUUUUUAGGGAGGGGUUUAUGGUUUGACUGAAACACUUGAUUAAAAUGGGUUGUGAAGUUUCCAAGCUAUGUACAUUCUGUUGCCUUUCAGAGCCUCAAGAAUCCAAUCGUGGACUCACCAGCUCUGGUGGUGAUGAUAGGAUAGGUGGUGAAGGGAACGAUGUGCCUCAGUUUCGUGAAUUCUCUAUAGAGACGCUAAGGAACGCUACGUCAGGGUUUUCUACAGAGAAUAUAGUAUCAGAGCAUGGUGAGAAAGCUCCCAAUGUUGUCUACAAAGGGAAGUUGGAUAAUCAGAGACGUAUCGCUGUCAAGAGGUUUAACAGGAAAGCUUGGCCUGAUUCUCGUCAGUUCCUGGAGGAAGCUAAAGCUGUUGGUCAGUUAAGGAACUAUAGGAUGGCUAAUCUGCUUGGAUGUUGUUAUGAAGGUGAAGAGAGACUUCUUGUUGCUGAGUUUAUGCCUAAUGAAACUUUGGCUAAGCAUCUUUUCCACUGGGAGUCACAACCGAUGAAGUGGGCAAUGAGACUAAGAGUAGCUUUACAUAUUGCUCAAGCUUUGGAGUACUGUACAGGCAAAGGGCGUGCACUCUACCAUGACCUUAAUGCUUAUAGAGUUCUCUUUGAUGAUGACUCGAAUCCAAGGCUUUCUUGCUUUGGUCUGAUGAAAAAUAGUAGGGAUGGUAAGAGUUAUAGUACCAACCUGGCUUUCACUCCUCCUGAGUAUCUCAGAACAGGUCGCGUGACACCAGAAAGUGUGAUGUACAGUUAUGGAACUCUGUUGCUUGAUCUUCUCAGUGGAAAACACAUUCCUCCAAGCCAUGCGCUGGACCUCAUAAGGGACAGGAACAUUCAAAUGUUGAUAGACUCAUGUUUGGAGGGUCAAUUUUCAAGUGAUGACGGGACUGAACUGGUACGGUUAGCUUCUAGAUGCUUACAGUAUGAGCCUCGAGAACGGCCUAACCCAAAAUCUCUAGUCACUGCAAUGAUCCCUCUUCAGAAGGAUCUUGAGACUCCUUCACAUCAACUAAUGGGCAUACCAAGCAGUGCCUCAACAACGCCUCUUUCACCACUCGGAGAAGCAUGCCUAAGAACUGACCUAACUGCCAUACAUGAGAUUGUUGAAAAACUUGGUUAUAAAGAUGAUGAGGGAGCAGCCACAGAGCUUUCGUUCCAGAUGUGGACCAACCAGAUGCAGGACUCGCUGAACUUCAAGAAAAAGGGUGAUGUUGCUUUCAGGCAUAAAGACUUUGCAAAUGCUGCUGAAUGUUAUUCUCAGUUUAUAGAGGGUGGGACAAUGGUUUCACCAACUGUUUAUGCAAGGAGAAGUCUGUGUCACCUGAUGAAUGAGAUGCCUCAAGAGGCGUUGAAUGAUGCAAUGCAAGCCCAAGUGAUAUCUCCCGCUUGGCAUAUCGCAUCUUAUCUUCAAGCUGUAGCUCUCACAGCUCUAGGACAAGAGAACGAAGCACACGCUGCUCUUAAAGACGGAUCAAUGCUCGAAAGCAAAAGAAACGCUCUAUGAUUAUGAUAACAAAAAAAAAAGAGGAAAACAAGAGAAAAAACAGCUCGUAGGCUUUGCAGAAUAUGAUCAAAACCCACCACCAUCUUCCUCAUAAGUAGAUAGGAGCCACUAAACGGCUCUCAUAUUGUGUGCAUCCUCAUCACUGGUCAGUUUCGUAGUUCCCUCUUUUUUUUUUCAAAUACUGGAUGAUGCAUUCAUUUGCAAAUUGGACUCUCUUUUUUUUUUUUGUGUGUUUUCUGUUACUGGCAUGAACAUUUCCCUAUUAUACAGAAGAAAAAGUUGCCUACUUUGAUUAUGGACUGGGAAUGGUGUGAUUGUGGAUUUUCUUUGGUGGGUUCCGUGCUUUGUAAUCAAUGUUUUGUAAUAACAAAUAACAUGUAUGUAAACUUUGUAUUUUGGCUUUUUGAUGAUCUUUUGAAUUUUGCAUAUCAGAGAUGUUCUUGUUUA
This is a messenger RNA of Raphanus sativus (radish), 2398 nucleotides long. RefSeq names its product serine/threonine-protein kinase BSK7. Gene Ontology annotation, biological process: protein phosphorylation; brassinosteroid mediated signaling pathway. The coding region runs from base 482 to 1951 and encodes 489 amino acids. The transcript is spliced from 10 exons. The record is from RefSeq and is a predicted model, not a curated record. NCBI's taxonomy places the organism in Eukaryota, Viridiplantae, Streptophyta, Magnoliopsida, Brassicales, Brassicaceae. Gene Ontology annotation, molecular function: protein binding; protein kinase activity; ATP binding.